AUGCUAAAAAUUGAACUGUCUAAAUGUAAUUUUAUUAGUGUCUUAACGGACGCGUCAAAUCACCAUUCUCAAAAAAUGGUACCUGUAAUGAAUCGUUAUUUUAUUCCAAAUGAAGGAGUUAAAACUAAAAUACUUGAGUUUGACGAGUUGUCAGGGGAAACAUCUUUAUUACUAACUGAUUAUAUUUCAAAAGUUUUAUCCCACUGGGACGUCUUAAAAAAAGUAAUAGCUUUUUCAGCCGAUAACACUAAUACAAAUUUUGGAGGUGUUAAUAGAAGAAGAAAAAACAAUGUUUUUUACAAGUUAAAAGAAUCAAUUAACACAAAUUUGAUUGGUAUUGGUUGCGCUGCACAUAUUUUAAAUAACUCAUUACAAUAA
Molecule: messenger RNA, 378 nt
Organism: Macrosiphum euphorbiae (potato aphid)
Lineage: Eukaryota; Metazoa; Arthropoda; Insecta; Hemiptera; Aphididae
Source: the annotation of a GenBank genome assembly